AUGAAAUUUGCACGAUAUCUCGAUGACGCUUUGACCCCGGAGUGGAAACGGGCGUACAUUGACUAUAAAGGCCUCAAGAAGCGCAUCACCGCCGUCCGACGCGAGCAGACUUCUGCGAGAGAUCGCCGGUCUGGCAGCUCAGACGAGGAGAGCGAGCAACAUGGCUCUUCCGACCCGCUCACCGACACUGAAGCUCUCGAGCGCGCGGAGACCACGCGGCUACCUCCAUUGCCUCACAGCGGCGACAUUGUUGAUGAUGCAGAUGAUGAGGGAGCGCGGUCCGGUACAACAGUACAGGGCGAUGCGGGUAGUGGCUCGGAAGAUCCAGUGAAGGUGGACAACUCACGAGCGCUUGAUCCUGCUGUCGUCUUUGCCUCAUCAACAGCUGGUCCCUCUACACAUCCGCGCAGAGGUCCCGGCCUUCGACAACGAUCAAACUCGCAAGUCCCACGUUUUCUCAGACGCGAGCCGCGGAACUCACAAGAUGAUGUCCCUUUGACAUUGGAGAUGCUCAUAGCGCCUAUGUCCCCGGCCCAGAAGGCAUUCGUCGAGAAGCUGGAUCGCGAGCAUGACAAAGUUGAAAGCUUUUACCUCGCUCGCGAGAAAGAAGCCCGCACGCAGGCAUCAAGAUUACGAAUGGAACUGAAUGAGUUGAAGCAGCAUCGCGCCCUAUUUCAUCAAAUACAUCCAGGAAAGCCGGCGCAAUGGGCGGCAGCGUUGAUAUCUGAAGACACUCGCGAGGCUCUACGCCGGAAGUGGACCGAGUUCACCGGAUACCGCCUUCCACAGAUCAUGGCUGUGGCACACCUCGUCUCUCCGCCUGCAACAGCCAACCAUUCAGUGGCCGAUCUUCACAACACGCCACGCAUGCCGCCGUCGUCUGCCUCUGCAAGCAGAUUGACCAGAUAUGAUCCGGACGAGUACGAACGGGCCAGAAAACGCGUCAAGAAGGCGCUCUUGGAACACUAUCGGGCUAUUGAGACUCUGAACAACUAUCGGAUCCUGAACUUAACGGGCUUCCGUAAAGCUCUGAAGAAAUUUGAAAAGGCAACUCGAAUACCGCUGCAAACCGCAUAUAUGCGCGAAAAGGUCGAGCCAUCAGCGUUUGCUCAUAGCGACUAUCUCGAUGGGCUUCUUCACGAGCUAGAAGAGCAGUUCUCCGAGAGAUUCACUCGUGGAGAUCGCAAAAAGGCCAUGUUACGACUACGGUCUACGGCAUUGCACAAGACCCACCACUUCAGCACGUUCCGCACAGGGCUAUUCGUUGGUCUUGCCGUGCCAGUCAUGGUCUCUGGCAUUGUACAAAGCUUUCAUGCCGAUGCUCGUGGGCAGAUCCCUGGAUGGGAUGCCCUGCUCUAUGUCUAUGGCACCUUUCUGAUACCGACGUUCUUUUCCUUCCUCAUUGGUCUCAACAUGCUUGUAUGGGCAAGGAGUCGAAUCAACUUCGUGUUUAUAUUUGAUCUGGAUCCUCGCCAACCUCUGGACUACCGGGAGUACUUCCAGUUACCAGCCGCACUGCUUGCUUUGCUCUGUUACGCUUUCUGGCUCUCUUUUUCGCGCGCGGGCGGUGAUACAGUCUCUCCACAUACCUGGCCACUCGUGUGGCUUCUGUUGGUCAUAGUCGGUGUAUUCAAUCCGCUACCGAUCAUGGAUCGUAGCGCUCGGUAUUGGUUCGUGUCCAAGACGUUUAGGCUGGUCACGAGCGGUGUACAUCGUGUUGAGUUCGCGGACUUCUGGCUGGGAGAUCAGUUCUGUUCACUCGUGUUCUUCCUCGGAAACAUAUACUAUGUCGGCUGCGCCUAUCAUAUCGGGUUCGACGAGCACACCGCGGCGACGUGCUCGAGGCCGGCACUAUGGGGCGUUCCCUUUCUGAUUGGUUCAUUGCCCCUGCUCGCUCGUCUGGUACAGAGUAUCAGGCGUUACGUCGACUCUGGUCUCUACACCCAUCUUAUCAAUGGCGGGAAGUACGGUGCUGGUGUUAUAUACUACCUGUUCUACUAUCUCUGGAGGCAUAACGGUCAACGCCGGGACGCGAGCUUCGUGCUCUUUGUUUUAUUCGCAACUCUAUACGCGUGUUAUGCCUGUGCAUGGGACUUCUUGAUGGAUUGGUCUCUUCUCAAACCUCACGCUAAGCACCCGUUGCUUCGCGACAACAUUCUUUACCCACACUCAUCGUUGUACUACUUCGCAUUAUUCUACAACAUCCUCAUCCGCUUCGUCUGGGUCAUCUACAUCCCCACCAACGGACCAAACUCGCCCUUGCGGACCUUCAUCGCGGCCAUGCUCGAGGUGCUUCGUCGUUGGCAGUGGAACUUCUAUCGUUUGGAGAACGAGCACCUCGGAAACGUGGAUCAGUACCGCAUCACGAAGGAGAUCCCUCUAUACUACGCGCGCGAUAAUCUCGCGGAGCUGACGGAUGCUGAGGAUGAUAAGAAGGAUAGUUUGAAGUAG
This is a messenger RNA of Peniophora sp. CBMAI 1063, 2451 nucleotides long. The record is from the annotation of a GenBank genome assembly. Lineage: Eukaryota; Fungi; Basidiomycota; Agaricomycetes; Russulales; Peniophoraceae.